CAGGAGGUCGAGCUUACCAAGCCUGACUGGCACAAAAGCGAAGAGGAGGAGGAGGAGGAGGAGGAGGAGCGUGAGGGCAAGUUGAUGGAUUUGAUUUGGGGAGAGUAUUUUUAGAAGGAGGACUGGAGACGAGAGAGAGAAAUGUUGAAAUCAGAAAUCGCGUGUUUGAGUGGAGGAGAGAAGAACUAGAGAGGAAGAAGAAGAAGAGAGCAUAAUGUAGAAAAAGGGGGAGAGAUGCUGAGAUCAGAUAGUGACAGAACAGAUUACCCCCGCUCUGGUUUCCCGCAGGAAAACUGCUGCGAGUGUGUGUGUGUCCGCGUGUGUGUCCGCGUGUGUGUGUGUGUGUGUGUGUCCGCGUGUGUGUGUGUGUGCCGUGAUGCUGGAAAGCAGGUCCGCUACAAGAUGAAGCCACCACACGAUUGAUUCCCUGCCGGACCCCCUGACAUCCAGGUGGGGGGGGGGGAGACCAGGAGCAGACCAGUCACAUCCCGACGAAGUCGAGGCAUCAAAAGUGCGAGACCGCAAAGUGGGACAAAAAAAAACAACUAGCGGUCGAGCAGCGGAGACUUUUUGCCAUUUCAGUUUUAAAGCUGAGAAGGAACUGAUUGACGCCAACGGACACGUCUAACUCGGGAGAAGAGAAGCCACAGCGCAGGAACAAGGCGAGCCCUCUACUGCAGCACACCAACAAGUCCCCUCCGCUGUCGUCUCAUUAUUUUAAUUACUUCCCUCUCUUCCAUUUGUGUGGAGGUUGUUUUUUCUUUCUUUCGUCCUCUCUGCUUAGCCCUUUGGUAUUUUGUAUUCUACCCUCCUCUCCCCCACCCUCCUCCUCUUGCCUCUGCUCGCUCUGUCUCAUCCUCUCGUGUUCACUGUCACACUAACUGCGGUGGACGUUGGAGUCACCCGUGUAGAAGCCGCCUUCCUCGGAGCACAUUUGCCCAGCUGAUUUAUUGGAUUGUUGGAUGAUUGAGACCAACAAGUAGCAGAUAGUGGGAGCUCCUGCUCCACCAGGAGAGGAGGACUUCGAAACGCACAGGUUUCCUUGAGGGCCCUUCUCGGUGUGCAGUGACCGCUGAGGCCGCAUGGGUCCUUCAUAUUCGUGAGGCCAAACAGACGUCCUGGUGCGGAUUACAGUAGUGGAUCUAUCCUGGAGCUACAUGUGGGCCACAGCCCCGGAGGCCUUGUUGGGAAAUGAAGCCUUUCCCGCGGCUGUAGGAGCGCUGUGGGCAGCCAUGGCCCUGGAGGGGCGCUGUCUCCGGCGGGGGUCCCCAGCCAUGCUCAGAAAGAGCUGUCAGCGGCAUCCGACGAGGCCAGCUCUGGCCCGGGUCACUUCCACUCUGCUGUCAAGGACACGCCUGCACGGCCUGAGGCAUGUCUGUUUCCCUGGCGGCUCGGUGGGCCGCAGGGCCUUCUGGCUGCUGGCCCUCUGCACCUCCCUGGGGCUGCUUUUAUCCUGGUCCUCCAACCGCCUCCUUCACUGGCUCUCCUUCCCCACACACACACGGGUCCACACCGAGUGGGCCAAGGAGCUGGCCUUCCCCACGGUCACGAUCUGCAACAACAACCCCAUCCGCCUCUACAAGCUCACCAAGAGCGACCUGUACUUCGCCGGCCACUGGCUGGGCCUGCUGCUGGCCAACCGGACGGUGAGGCCCAUGGUCCUGGACUUGCUGCAGGAGGACCGCCGGGCCUGGUUCAGGAAGCUGUCGGACUUCAGGCUCUUUCUGCCGCCCAGAAACUUUGAGGGCACCAACCUGGAGUUUAUGGACCGACUGAGCCACCAGCUGGAUGACAUGCUCCUGUCGUGCAAGUACAGAGGAGAGCCCUGCGGAGCUCACAACUUCUCCUCUGUGUUCACCAGGUACGGGAAGUGCUACGUGUUCAAUGCUGCGGAGGAAGGGAAGACGCUCCGCACCACCAUGAAGGGAGGGACAGGAAACGGCCUGGAGAUCAUGCUGGACAUCCAGCAGGACGAGUACCUGCCGGUGUGGGGCGACACAGAGGACACGGCCUUUGAGGCGGGCGUGCGGGUGCAAAUCCACAGCCAGGCGGAGCCGGCGUUUGUCCACGAGCUGGGCUUCGGCGUGGCCCCCGGCUUCCAGACCUUCGUCGCCACGCAGGAGCAGAGGCUGACCUACCUGCCUCCCCCGUGGGGAGAGUGCGAGUCCAAGGCUCUGGAGUCGGGCUUCUUCCAGGUCUACAGCGUGACCGCCUGCAGGAUCGACUGUGAGACGCGCUACAUCGUGGAGAACUGCAACUGCCGGAUGGUGCACAUGCCCGGUAACGCUCCGUACUGCACGCCCGAGCAGUACAAGGACUGUGCCGAGCCCGCCCUCGCCAAACUGUCGUCGGUGGAGAGCAGCAACUGCAUGUGCAGGACGCCGUGCAACAUGACCCGCUACAACAAGGAGCUGUCCAUGGUCAAAAUCCCCAGCAAGACGUCGGCCCGCUACCUGCAGAAGAAGUUCAACAAGACGGAGAAGUACAUCACGGACAACAUCUUGGUGUUGGACGUGUUCUUCGAGGCUCUGAACUACGAGACCAUCGAGCAGAAGAAGGCCUACGAGGUCGCCGGCUUGCUGGGAGACAUCGGAGGUCAGAUGGGUCUCUUCAUCGGCGCCAGCAUCCUCACCAUCCUCGAGCUGUUCGACUACGCCUACGAGGUGGUGAAGGACAGACUCCUGGAGUUGCUGAGCCGAGACGAUGAGGAGGAGAGUCACGGGGAGGAUGUGAGUUCCUGUGACCCAGUGGCGAACCACACGGAGUCCAUCAGCCACGCGGUGACCGUCCCCUUGCAGACGACGCUGGGCACCCUGGAGGAGAUUGCCUGCUGAGGCCCUCCCCCUUCCCCUCCGAGCCCAAAAACACAUCCAGAGGCUGCCUCCGCCGGGUGACGCCGCACCCUCCGUCGGGAGGCACCGCGCAGGAACUCAACAGGGGAGGGGAAGAGACGGAGACGGGGGCCGGGGGUCGGUCAGAGGACAACGCUCUGUCACACCCGCCUGUCUGAGGCACUAAUGGGGAUUAAGGAGCUGUCGGCCGGACUUAUCGGCCCCCUCCGUCACCCUGUGCCGGGCUGCAGAGGGAGGCCGGGCCUCCGCUGUGCCAGACCUGCAGUGGGGGUCUGAGUCUCCACACACACACACUGAACAUCACGGCCCACGGAGAGAGGGCUCAUCCCCGUGCAGCAUAUCUAUGUAACAGACACAUUCGUAUGCCGCUCACUGCCAAACGAACUGUACAAACAAGUUGGUGUUGAACUGUCCAAAUUUUGCAUGCGUCGAUCUCUGUUGCUCUCUUCUGCCGAUGCGUACGCUGCGCUUUACUGUACAUGUGCGCCGUCCGUCUCUCUUGUCCGCGGGGGACAGGGCCCCCCCCCGGGCGACGCGGGGCCCAGGUGAGACAUCCACCUUCGAAUGUACAGAUUGAACACGUGGUUCGCUUUGGAGUCAUCGUUCAGAAUGUGACCGAUUCCGUCGCGGGAAAAAAAUCGAACCCGAUGAACAGUGAACCAUGUCUCAGUGAGUCAUGUUGGGGUGGACGGGGUCGCUGAGGUAUGAGCAUCACUGAGGAGCAAAACACCUGUAAACAGGAUGGAGAUUGUGCAGCCUGCAUAUUUGUUUUUUCCACCUGUCAGUUUUGGUUUAUUCAGUUCACCGAAGGCAUGUUGGCUACAUGACUCACGGGAGGCUAAGCUCUCCUCCACAGACGUCUCUGACUAUGUGAAUUCAUCACUGGCUCCUGGCUCCCGCAGCAGCCCGGCUCAGCCCCGUUCACACCUGGCAUUAGCAUUAGCGUCUCCAGCGACCGCCGGUGAUCCCAUCCCACGUCCCUGCUCUACAUAGAGAGAGAGAAUGUGAUUCACACUGGAACGAUAAACCCGAGCUCCGAGUUCAGGAGCAUAAUGGAACGCAGGGUUCGAGCCUCCGUACAGUAUAUGAGGGCACCGGCGCUGCCCAGUGAGCCAACUGACGCCCUGUGUAAUUAGAUUUUGCACAUUUAAAAUAGUAAGAUAUAAAAAAAAAAAUCUAAAUGUUGGGAUUCCAUGUAAACGUUAAAUAUGAUUCCUCUUCGUUUUAAUACGGUGUGGAGCCGGGGGACGUCGGCCAGUGUGGCCUGUACUGCACGACACGUUUGCGACCUCCGUGCAUCCCGGGUGCGUUCACACCUCCACUCGAGAUCGGAUCACCGGCGGACGGAUGUUAAUGCCGUAGGUCUGAACGCAACCGGUCGAACUAAACUCCGCAGUGAAUGAAUAUGGCCCCGGGCCGCUAAUACCUAUACUCCAUUCGGAUGCUGUUUCAGGCAGCUACUAUAAUUUUUCAAUCACAGACGACAUCAAUUUCUCCUCGAAGGGAAAAUAAAUGUCGCGGCUUCACAAUAAAAAUAUAUAUUUUUUUUUUUACAAAAGCACCAUGAGGAGAGUUCAGCCAACCGAACCUUUUUUUUUUUUCUUCUUUUCUGAUUCAGCGUCUGCUGUGUGAUGGUGUAAAUAUUUGUGUGGGAGGUUUUUCUCUCUCUCUCUCUCUCUCUCUCUCUCUCAGAGAAGCGGGUACCACGCAGACAUGCCUGAAAUCUGAUUCAAAAGAAGUUCGGUUCAACUCCUCGGUCACACGUCGCCAUGCUGUCACUCUCAGUCGGUGGGAAUGUUCUUUUACAGGCUCGCGGCAUCUCGGAGAAGCGGCACGUCGCGAUGGACGCGGGGGACGCACUUUGCUCAGAGCACCAGUCGUCUCUCCCGACGCCGGUUGACCUGAGCCGCCGCUGUCCUCAGAAACAACAGUUACAUAUAAAUACUGUACGGCUUUACACCAAAAUCCUCGCGUGAGACCAUUUUGGACAAUUUCGUGUCUUUUUCUGAGUUCUCUGUUUUUUCCGAGCAUGGUCUCCGUCGUCGCGGUGACGUGGCAUCGCAGGUAGGAAGGAACCGCAGUGCUUUGUGGGACUGUGUUUGGUCUAUGAUUUCCCAUCUGUGGCUCGUACCUGCUGUCUCCGUGCGUUAUCUCAUGUUGUGGCUUCAGCUCGGCCGAGCUGCCGCGGCGCCAGACCGGCCGUUUCCUUCUCUCUACUUCGGCUUCACUUGUUACCGCAGAACGGCGUUUCCUUUCUCAUUGUGUGAUGCUGCAUUUUUCAGUGUGUGUUUUUAAUGUGAAACAAUUAAAUGAGAACAAGUUGUUUUGCAGCGUUGGCAGUGAAGAGUUCCAUUUUCUCGCACCCACCGACAGGAAAGACAAUUCAAAGUGCUUCAUGUGACGUGAUGAUGAGGCGACAGGUAAGAAGGCAAAUGACAAAAGGGAUUUUAAAUGAAGGCAAUGAAGAAAACAAGAUGGAGUCCACAGGCAGGUUCACGUCUCCGCACGUGAACAUCCCAUCGUCGGCGUCAGCUCUGAACACAAGCGGAGGUUUUACAGGUGUCGAAAUGCUAGUGUGGCUAAAAUGAAAAUCAAAAAGGAAUAAAAAUUAAAGAUGAAAAUAAAGGAAUUUAAGCAGAA
Molecule: messenger RNA, 5492 nt
Organism: Scophthalmus maximus (turbot)
Lineage: Eukaryota; Metazoa; Chordata; Actinopteri; Pleuronectiformes; Scophthalmidae
Gene: asic2
Product: acid-sensing (proton-gated) ion channel 2
Exons: 10
Coding region: 1158-2834 (558 amino acids)
Biological process (GO): sodium ion transmembrane transport
Cellular component (GO): membrane
Molecular function (GO): ligand-gated sodium channel activity
Source: RefSeq, a predicted model, not a curated record